Sphenostylis stenocarpa is the source of this 948-nucleotide messenger RNA. The record is from the annotation of a GenBank genome assembly. Lineage: Eukaryota; Viridiplantae; Streptophyta; Magnoliopsida; Fabales; Fabaceae.
AUGGAGAAGUUUACCGAACCAAAGUUCUUCCGUGCUCCAACUCAAUCAAGAGUCCAUUGCGUACAAGUCCAACAUGACGUGAAUAGUAAUGUUACGAUCAUUACAAGCUGCUAUGGCGUAACUUGGUGCCUAAGCCUUGGUGAUAUAUGCAAGCCAAAAGAUCACGCUGCAUUAUUUGUAUUUGGAGAUUCAUUAUUUGAUGUUGGAAACAACAAUUACAUAAACACUAGUGCUGAUAAUCAGGCAAAUUACUCUCCAUAUGGGGAAACCUUCUUCAACUAUCCAACUGGAAGAUUUUCUGAUGGUCGCGUCCUUCCAGAUUUCAUAGCUGAGUAUGCUAAGUUGCCUCUAAUCCCACCCUAUCUAUUCCCUGGUAAUCAACGAUACGUUGAUGGAGUCAAUUUUGCAUCAGCUGGAGCUGGGGCUUUGGUUGAAACCCAUCAAGGACUGGUGAUAGAUCUAAAAACUCAGCUAAGUUAUUUCAGGAAAGUCAGCAGGGAAUUGAAGCAGGAACUUGGAAAUGCAGAAACCACAGCUCUGCUUGCCAAAGCUGUUUACUUGAUUAACAUUGGAGUCAAUGAUUAUGCAAUCUCUUUGUCAGAAAAUUCGAGUAAUUCACACACGGCUGAGAAAUAUGUAGAAAUGGUAGUUGGUAAUCUUACAUCAGUGAUCAAGGGGAUACACGAGGCAGGAGGGAGGAAAUUUGGGGUUCUUAACCUGCCAGCUGUGGGUUGUAUUCCAUUCGUGAAGGCUCUAGUAAAUGGAUCAAAAGGUUGCGUGGAAGAAGCUUCAGCACAGGCCAAACUACAUAACAGUGUGCUUUAUGUGGAACUUGACAAGCUAAAGAAAGAACUAAAAGGAUUUAAAUAUUCAUACAAGGGGACAUGGCAUGCUGUGGGAGCGGGCCUCACAGAGGAUAUUACAGCUGCGGGGGUAAAAGAGCAGUGA